UUUUGUAAGGGAUUAUUUAGUGGGUUGGGAAUUUAAAAAAAAUUCUAGGAUAGUUUCUCCCAGUGUGAAAGUUCGGGCGACGGGCACGGCCUAGGCCUCAUUCCGGCCUGACUCGGGCGCACCGUGGAGCGCCGCAAGAGUUGAACGUCGAAACGUCGUUCAACUUGAACUUAACCGGAACCUCGAAACCUUCGAUAUUAUAUGACUGAUGACUGAUAGCGAGCCAAAAAGUAUUGGAGGCGAGCAUGUUGCCAUGCGCGCCAACAUCGACAUCCAGAAGCUCAAUACAUACCUGAAGUUCCAUGUGCUGGUUGUCGCCACUCUCGUACAGGUGCAACAGUUCAAGCGCGAAUACCGCAUAUUAAGCGCAUUGCAUCGAUACAACAUCAGUCCAACCACAAGGCCAGAGCAGAUAGUCACUGUCCCGCAACCUUUUGUCCUGUGCGAGGACGAUGACGUUAUUGGCACUCCCUUCUAUAUCAUGGAGUACCAGGGCGAAUAUUUAUGGACACCAGGCUACCAGUGGAACUGCCACAGCAGGAUCGAAGAGAAUGCUGGCUCUGAGUCUCAACUAUCCGCUCAUUAGCAGCAUUGGCCUCUCGACCCAUUCCAAUUAGGCCUC
This is a messenger RNA of Suillus plorans, 622 nucleotides long. RefSeq lists its product as uncharacterized. The record is from RefSeq and is a predicted model, not a curated record. Bases 209 to 586 code for a protein of 125 amino acids. Lineage: Eukaryota; Fungi; Basidiomycota; Agaricomycetes; Boletales; Suillaceae. The transcript has 3 exons.